This is a messenger RNA of Pelagomonas calceolata, 758 nucleotides long. NCBI's taxonomy places the organism in Eukaryota, Pelagophyceae, Pelagomonadales, Pelagomonadaceae. The record is from the annotation of a GenBank genome assembly.
CACAAUAAGACGAUUACACUAUCGCUCGCCCGCAGCGACGGCGGGCGGGUCCUCGACGUCGUCGUCGCCGCCGCCGCGCUGGUCGUAGAACCAGCGGUACCGCGACGCCUCGAGGCCGUCGAGGGGGCCCGCCGCCGGUUUCGACGAUUGCGCAGAAAGGUAGGGGUCGUGCGCGCGAACGGUCGCGACGACGGCCGCGAACGAGUGCGGCUCGCUUACCGCGAGGUCCGCGAGGACCUUGCGGUUCAGGUCUAUGUCUGCCGUCCGCAGGCCGCAAAUCAGCCGGUUGUAGGCCACGCCGUGCUCUCGGCUCCCCGCGUUGAUGGUCCGGAUCCAGCUCUUGCGCAUCUCGCGUUUUUUCACCUUGCGGUCGCGAAAGGCGUACUGCCAGGCCUUCUCGACGCGCUGCACCGCAAUCCGGAAGCAGUUCGUCCUUCCGCGGUAGCCCUUGGCGAGCUUGACGAACUUCUUGUGCUUGCGGCUCGCGAAGUCGCGUGCGGGCACCAGCGGCGCGCGGGCCGCCGGCGCGAGGAGGCGGCGCGCGGCGAGCAUUGCUGCGACUUCACGCCGUGGCGGGGUGUGGUCCUUCUUGACGCGCCGCGUCGGCGUCAGCGACGGCAGCCUGAGUGGCUUGAGUGCUGCGGCGCUCGCGCUUGCGGGACCUAGGCUACCGUGAAUUUGCUGUGAGGGCUCGAGAACGUAUCGCGGCCCGCAGCGGCGCGUCAGCUCGCGUCAGCUCGCGGUUCAGCCGUGUAAUC